GUUUACAGAUUCAUAUCAGAUGUUUAUUGACGUGACUUUGUGAACGACAAUAGUGCUACAUACAGUACGAGUAAAUCUUCCAAGAAAUCUUCAAUUUGUGUCGGGAAAAAUUUCCACUCCUCAACCCAACCUCGACAUUAAUGAAGAGACCAAGGCCUCCGUCCGUGAAGAAACCAAGCAAGCCUUGGCAUUGACCUCAGUGGAACCGAUCAAGAAGUUCGACCUCCCACUGACCAGUUCCCAAGAGAUUGGAUGGUUUGCGAAACAUAACCCUCUCUGUGAGUUUCGCCAGGAUCCCAGAGUGAACCAUCCCAUGCGAUAUUCCGAACUCAGCCGCUAUAUGUCCAAGUAUUGGCGAUAUUAUCCGAGUGGAGCCCAGAAAAUUGCUAGUGGUCCCAACGUGUAACUGCCUGACCAUUCUAAUAGUGUCUGAUUUUUGCUUUAUUAUCUAAGUUCGAGUGUAAGACGUGAAAGGACAAGAUGGGUGAGCGAAAGGGGGUAAAUAAAUAUUACCCUCCGGAUUAUGAUCCGAGGAAGGGUGGACUCAACAAGUUCUUGGGCACACAUGCCUUGCGGGAACGGGCCAGCAAGAUCCAUUUGGGGAUCCUCACCAUUCGCUUUGAGAUGCCAUACAACAUCUGGUGUGAAGGCUGCAAAAAUCACAUUGGCAUGGGGGUCCGAUACAAUGCUGAGAAAAAGAAGGUUGGCAUGUAUUAUACUACACCCGUGUAUCAAUUUCGUAUGAAAUGUCACUUGUGUGACAAUUACAUUGAGAUCAAAACCGAUCCGGCCAACUUGGAUUACGAGAUCAUCUCGGGUGCCCGAAGACAAGAGAGACGUUGGGAUCCCACGGAGAAUGGGCAAGUUGUCCCAGAUGACAAGAACGACAUCAAGAAGCGUUGGGAUGACGCCAUGUUCAAGUUGGAGCACGGUGAGGAGGAUUUGGCCAAGAAGACCGAUGCCAAACCAAGACUGCAGAAGCUUACGCACAUUCAAGAUCGUGUCAAGGAUGACUACCUGGCCAAUCGCAUCCUCCGUGACCGAUUCAGAUCCAACAAAAAGGAGAUCAAAGCCAGGGCCAAAGUGGAUAACGAGCUGCGAGCAAAGGCCUCUCUAGGCAUUAACUUGCUUCCGGAGUCACCUGAAGACAUCCGAACUGCGGCCUUAAUGCGAUUGCAACCUUCAACCUCUUCAGAAGAAAGAAUCGAAGGCUCUCGGGAUCGGAUCCUGGACGAAUCCAUAUUUGAGCCUAGUUCAUCAUCCUCCAUCGCAGGGCCAAGCCACGUGGUCAAACCAGAUUUCGGAACGGUGAUUCAACGCGAAAAACAAAAACGUGCCGAGGCCAAGAGCUCGCCUUCAAAAAGCAGCCUCGGGGUCAUUGUCAAAAAGAGCACGAAGCGACAAUCACAGGACGGAGAGAGUCAUACACCACCUGAGAUUCUGAAAAAGAAGCCUUUGUCAACCUUAUGUGACUAUGCUUUUUCCAGUAGUAGUACGAGCGGCGACUCAGAGUGAAAUACGUAAAUUACAUGUCGCCUUACCCAGA
This is a messenger RNA of Tigriopus californicus, 1546 nucleotides long. Its product is annotated as coiled-coil domain-containing protein 130 homolog. The transcript has 4 exons. Gene Ontology annotation, biological process: mRNA splicing, via spliceosome. Bases 481 to 1515 code for a protein of 344 amino acids. The record is from RefSeq and is a predicted model, not a curated record. Lineage: Eukaryota; Metazoa; Arthropoda; Copepoda; Harpacticoida; Harpacticidae. Gene Ontology annotation, cellular component: U2-type spliceosomal complex; post-mRNA release spliceosomal complex.